This is a messenger RNA of Coffea eugenioides, 925 nucleotides long. Its product is annotated as 25.3 kDa vesicle transport protein. The record is from RefSeq and is a predicted model, not a curated record. The coding region runs from base 1 to 675 and encodes 224 amino acids. Gene Ontology annotation, biological process: retrograde vesicle-mediated transport, Golgi to endoplasmic reticulum; vesicle fusion with Golgi apparatus; endoplasmic reticulum to Golgi vesicle-mediated transport. Gene Ontology annotation, molecular function: SNAP receptor activity. Lineage: Eukaryota; Viridiplantae; Streptophyta; Magnoliopsida; Gentianales; Rubiaceae. Gene Ontology annotation, cellular component: Golgi membrane; endoplasmic reticulum-Golgi intermediate compartment; SNARE complex. The transcript has 6 exons.
AUGGUGAAGCUGACCAUAAUUGGGAGGGUGAGUGAUGGGUUGCCUCUUGCGCAAGGCCCAAGGUACGUUAACGAAGAAGAGAAUGACAGCUUCUCAACGUACAAGCAACAAGGAGAGUUCAUUCUCGAGGAAAUCUCAAGAGCUGCCCUCCCCCUUUCCAAUACCAACAUUCGCAUUGAUCACCAUUGCUUCUACUAUAUAGUGGGGCAUGGAGUUUGUUUCAUGACCCUUUGCGAUUCAUCGUAUCCGCGGAAACUGGUACACUGCUAUCUGCAGGAGUUGGCUAAAGAAUUUGAGAAGUUUGAUACCAGCCUUGUAGAAAGAAUAACAAAACCAUACAGCUUCAUUAGAUUUGGUACUAUUAUUGGAAAUAUUAGAAGGCAGUACGUGGAUACUAGGACGCAGACAAAUUUGUCAAAGCUGAAUGCUAAAUCUCUGCAAAAUGUGGAUUUCGUGACAGAGGACUUCUCGCAGAUAGUGAAAAGAAGGAAAAGAUCCUACCUGCUAGAAAGAGCAACGGAAUCAUCGGAACAGGUUUCACAAAUCUGGGGUUCUAAAAAACUUGAGGUCAUUGCACUGAAAUGGACGCCAAUUACGAUUCUCUCUUUUGUUGGUGCAAUUCUUUUAUGGACCAGCCUAAUUGCCAGAGACGACCAGGGAGUGUAUGGAUACUAGGAGUGCUAACAUGAGGCAAGUAUAAAGCUUUGGGGGAUUGCAGUUGAAGACAAUAUCAUGAUUUGUGUAACUUGUACCCCGUGAUGGCUCCUCAUACUGCCAUGUUUGUGUAUAGAAGCGUAUUCUUUUCUCUUACUUACCCAACGAACACUGAUGGAAGUAUUAACAAAUGCAUAAAGCAGUAUGUCUUGAGUGAGCAUUGCCCCUUAAGACAUUUACCCUGAAGUCCUCUCAUAUUAACUUUGUUGUA